AUGAGCCCUGACAGAGCCUUGCACCAGGGAAUCCUCAACAGCAGCUGUGGUUAUAUCUUUCGAGAGACGGUGGAUCAUGUGGUGACAGGCCUGCCUAUCUCCUCAGUGGAGCAGAUAAUACAGGAAGAGAAAAAUGCCUGCCUCAUAGCGUCUCCCUGUCCUCCUGGCUGCUGCUGUCCUCGCCCAGGAUUCCUGGUUUUGUGCGAGUCUCUGGGUCUCAGGUCACUUCCCCGCUCUGUCCCUCUCAGUACCUCAGCUCUAUCUGUGGCCAGAAACCAGCUCUGUAACGUGGACCACCUGCUACGGCCCUUCUCGGACCUACAGGAGCUGAGCCUGAGUCACAAUCUGCUGGCCCGCUUCCCUCGUGGCCUGCCCCCCAGCCUGGAGUCCCUGCUGCUGCAAGAAAACCGCAUCACUUACAUCACCAUCGGCGCCCUGCGACAUCUGGGGAACCUCACUCGUCUGGAUCUGGAGGACAAUCGCAUCCGUGCCAUCCAACCCGGGGCACUUCAGGGCCUCAACAAGCUGCAGGUCUUGACACUGAAGGGGAACAAGCUUACGAGGCUCCCUCUGAAUCUUCCUCCAUCACUGACACAUCUAGACCUCUCAGCAAACUGCAUCUCUGUCCUGGACCUGCCCUCGCUGUCUGCCCUGGUCAACCUGCAGGUCCUGAAGAUCAACAGCAACUGCCUGCGUUCAGUCCCAGAGAGCGCCUUUGACGGCCUGCCACGUCUCAGAUCUGUGGCCCUCUCCGACAACCUGUGGGUGUGUGAGUGUGACAUCCUGUAUCUCUACCGCUGGCUGCUGAGCGGUCAGCUGAGGAUGGCCACAGACCUGGUGUGCAGCGAGCCGGUGCAUCUUGCUCACCGACUGCUUCUGAACCUCUCCGUCAUGGCCAUCUGUCCUCGUGUCCUGAAGCCAAAUGACAGGACACACCAACUGAACUUCAACGCUGCACUGGAGAGAAAGCUGGAGGCGCUGACAAUGAAACCCACUGGACUUUCUCAAAAUAACAGAAAUUUGGGGAACUUGUCAGAGAAAGUAUCACAAGAAACCACUGCUGGACUUCUUCCCGGAGACGUUCACAACACUCGUGUGUUACCUGACCACUUCUCUUUGGAGACACUUACCUAUGAGGAGUGUUUGUCCCUAAAUAAAACACAGUCAGUCAAGCCACUCCAUUUACAAACCACCACUAUCCCUGAUGAGGAAGUGAAGUGCACCACAGGUCGUUCACCUCAUAUUAACACAACCUCUGCUGAGGGGACACGAUCUUUGCUCCCCACAAACAGAGACACACCCUGGCCCACUCCCGAGCCACGAGCGUUCAGACAAGACUCUGCAGUGGUCAUCUCUCUUCUUGCUGUGCUGUGUGUAUUAGUAGCUCUCCUAAUGCUGGCAGUGCUAAUUGUACUGAAAAAGGUUAUUCUGCGCCAACAGAGGGUGGCUCCGCUUGAUGUAGGAUCUAGUGGAUGA
Messenger RNA from Centropristis striata (black sea bass), 1476 nucleotides. Its product is annotated as chondroadherin-like protein. The record is from RefSeq and is a predicted model, not a curated record. Gene Ontology annotation, biological process: neuron projection regeneration. Bases 1 to 1476 code for a protein of 491 amino acids. Lineage: Eukaryota; Metazoa; Chordata; Actinopteri; Perciformes; Serranidae. The transcript is spliced from 3 exons. Gene Ontology annotation, molecular function: protein binding.